GUUGACUUCAAAGUAGUUGUCAAAAGAUUGAGGUUAACCGAGGUAGAUUUUUAGAAAUUUGAUUACUUUUUAAGAAAUACAGUGAAUAAUUAUUAAGAAAAUGCUGUACUUAGAAGACUAUUUAGAAAUGAUAGAACACCUUCCCCAAGAGUUAAGGGACCGUUUCACAGAAAUGAGAGAACUUGACCUUUCAGUUCAAAACAACAUGGACGAGUUGGAAAAACGAGUCAAAGUAUUCUUUUCCGACUGCAAGAAAUAUUCAAGCGACUUGCCCCAAUCUGCAGAUGCUGAAUUUGAAGCCGUUCGAAAAGAAUACUACAAAGUCUUAGAAGAUGCUGAUGAGAAGGUCCAACUGGCCAACCAGAUGUAUGAAUUGGUUGAUAAAUAUUUACGUAGACUAGACACCGAGUUGCACAAGUUCAAAUGUGAACUGGAGGCAGACAACAAAGGCAUUACAGAGCUGUUGGAGAAACGCUCUUUGGAACUGGACACACAAAGUGCCGGCUCUAACAUUUCUUCUCAUUUCAGUCAACAGAAAGAAAACAGAUAUGAGAGGUACACAAGACCGAGAAGUGAGAAAAGGAGAGACAGUAACACAACCAUUCAAACCACAUUUACAGAGAAAAGGCAGGCAACUGCUGCCACAGCUCCUGUCCCCCUUAUUGAAACCAAACACACACCGGUCACUCAGGUGGCCACAAACUCCACUUCUAAUGUUAAUUACACUCUGGGGCACAUAGGGGCUGGUCCGGCCAUAGCUGCCGCAGCCUCCCAAGCUAUUGCAGCCACACAACAGAUGCAACAGGGUCGAAGAACUGCAAGUUUGAAGGCCUCUUAUGAAGCUAUUAAUACUGGGGCGCAUGUGAAUGAGUUCGGAAUAGGCAGGGAGCUGGCAGGGGCUGCCCAGACAGCCAUACAAGCGAUUCAGCAGGACCAUGUUAACAAUAAGAAGAAGCAAAAGAAAUGGUCCAGCAGUAGCAGUACAAACACUAGUUCGGUUUCAUCUGCGGUUCAGUCGAUUCUGAACGCGUCAUCUGUGAUAAAUUCGGCCCCUGCGUCCCCACUGACCGAGACCACCGUCCAAUCUGCGGAUAAUGUCGAUGCAGAUUGGACGUACGACCCCAACGAGCCUCGAUAUUGCAUUUGUAAUCAAGUAUCUUAUGGUGAUAUGGUUGCCUGUGACAACGAAGAUUGCCCCUCCGAAUGGUUCCACUAUCCCUGUGUAGGAAUCACAGCCCCACCGAAGGGCAAAUGGUACUGUCCACAAUGUACAUCUUCAAUGCGAAGAAGAAGGAAGAAUUAAGUUACUUAAGUGUGUUGGUGUAACUUUAGUAAUCAUUGUGUAUCUACAAAAGAAUAAAAACAUGUAAAAGUUGUA
Agrilus planipennis (emerald ash borer) is the source of this 1378-nucleotide messenger RNA. It is a transcript of the gene Ing3, whose product is annotated as inhibitor of growth protein 3. The record is from RefSeq and is a predicted model, not a curated record. NCBI's taxonomy places the organism in Eukaryota, Metazoa, Arthropoda, Insecta, Coleoptera, Buprestidae. Bases 101 to 1303 code for a protein of 400 amino acids. The transcript has 8 exons. Gene Ontology annotation, biological process: regulation of DNA-templated transcription. Gene Ontology annotation, cellular component: NuA4 histone acetyltransferase complex.